AUGGACAAGUCAUCUGCCGUCUCAGACGGCACGUCCGGCGUCAGUCGUCCUGCCCAUAACAUGACUAACAAACGACGUUCCAACACCCCCGAUCAAUCUGCAACAUCUUCAAGCGCAACCACAGGAAGCCAGAACUCGAAGCAAUCUUCCGCCAACAAUUCUGUAGGCCCCUCACCCUUGGCUUCGAGAGACUCUUCCCCCACACGACGUCCUCGGAGGGCUGCCUCGGCAAACCGACUGGCAGGCACUCGAUCCCGCAAAAAUAGCCAAACCGAUAACAGCCCGUCCCGUCAGACACGGCCCAGCAUCUCUUCCGCAACACCAUCACGUUCCUUGUCUUCAAACAAUACUCCCACACUUCAGCUUUCCCAGGAACAACAACAAAUUCAAGCACCAACUCCGCAGAAGCCAGGCUUCAACGCAGAUCUCAAAGACAGUCCGCGAUGGCCCGUAUCACCCCGUUUGCGAUCGCCCCCUCCCCAGUUUAGUGCCAGACCACCGAUACCUGCCCGCCGCAGCGAUCAGGAUCUCCCUUCUAUCAGUGUGCAACGGCCUACACCCUCGCCGCAGCCCAUGGAGCAGAACACGGUAUCGGAGAGCGAGAUGGAGGAAUCGCAGUUUCCUUCCGGAAUGCGGACUCCAGCUCGAGCUUUGGAGACGGUUCAAGAAGUUAGCCUGCCAAACUCGCCCAAUCCUCCUGGAGGCUCAGCAUUAGUGGAAAGCAUCAAGGAAAAGCUAUCAAAUUCGGAGAACUAUUCCGACCCAGCACUUCCCGAUGGACGAACUCUGCGAGCAAGAACCAGCCUGGUCGGCCAAGAAAGUGGAAGUGACAACAACAAGUCUGACAUGAAAAGACCAACAUCUGUCCCUCCACCCAUGAUUACUCGGCAGUCUAGUGCUUUGUCGAAUAAGCAAAUGAAAUCGAAGCAGGAUGGAACCAUACAGACCAUGACUGUUGAGACCGAGACCGUUCCAAGCGUACCACAAGUUGCGCUCACAACCGCGCAAAAGAACGAAGGGCCCAACGGAACCCUCAAGACCAAGCAGAGCACAGAGACGAUUAAACCUAAAAAGGAGAAGAAGAAGACCUCACGCAAGCAGCCGCCCGUAAACACUGGAAACGCAUCUUCAAAAGCGGAUGUUUUUGAGGCAACUAUUGCCAGUGCAGUUGAUGAGGCACAAACCUCAGAUUCUGAAGAGACGUUUGUCUACGACUCUAACCCUCCUGAUAACAAUGACAGAGCUGGACGGAGGUUCCAUUCGCGAACCCCCAGUGCUACGUCAAUGGCUAGUCAGGCUGAUCGGCAGAAUCUACGAUCCAUCUAUGGAAUUAUGGAAAGCGCUGGUCCCGCCCAUGGACCUAAAAAGACGAUGAAAUUCGUCAACACCUUUAAUAGUAACGGAAACGAGAGCUUGGCAGUCGAGGCUGACGAUGGCAAGGGCUCUAACCGGAGUGGUGGGAGCGGGUCAACACGAGGUACGACGAGACAUCAUCACCAUAUUGGUCGCUGGGGUCGACAGCCCGGUAACGGCCAUGCCUCGCUCUUUGACAACGAGUCGCCGUUCCCGAAUGCUGCGAGGUCGAAACUCGCUGGACCUACUUCUCGCAAUUCUUCAGGACCACCAAGCCCGCGCAACGCUCAUUCCGGCCGUCCUUUUGGCCACAAACGUUCAGCAAUGCAAAUGUCAUCUAGCUACGAUAUGGAUGACACGACAGGUGCAGACGAUGAGCGCACACCCCUUAUCGGCUCGGUCCGCUCAGGUCGCUCAGGUCGAAAUCGUCGUGGGCCACACAACCUUCAGCAAGUCGAGUCACAAACAUUUGCCAGACGGUCGUCAUACUUGAACCGGUUUGCGGCAUGUCUAGUCCUCACCAUGAUGUUUAUGCUUGUCAUUACCGGCGCCAUUGGCUUCAUGUUUGCAACAAGUCAGCCAAUGACCGGAAUCGAGAUCACUGCUAUCCACAAUGUAGUAACCAGCGGCCAAGUGUUGAUGUUCGACCUGACCGUCAAGGCCCACAAUCCUAAUAUCGUUGUCGUCACGAUAGACCACGCAAAUCUUGAAGUUUUUGCGAAAUCAGAAUAUACUGGAACGGAUUCAGAUUGGUGGGCACGACCGUUCCCCCACGGCCCGGAUGAUCUUCGUAUGUUGGAUGAUCCAGAGAACGAUCCUCCAAUAGAGGAUCCUGACCCCGAUGACGAUUUAAGACCCAACGUUCUUCUGGGUCGUAUUACCGACUUCGAUAGCCCUCUAACGUUUGAGGGCUCCCUCUUCCACCAGGGCACCUCUUCAUCCACCGGAGAGAUGCAACUCGAAUAUCCUCUCAACAACACCGUAGGGGGUUCAAGACGAUGGGAGCGAAUCUACCAAAAUGAGUUUGAUCUAAUCGUUAAGGGUGUGGUCAAAUAUACUCUCCCAAUGAGCGCCCGCAUUCGCAGCGCGACGGUAUCAGCCAGGAAGGCCGUCAGCCCAAAUUCUUCAAACGACCCUUCAAACAGUACGAGGACCGAUCCCUCCAACUAG
This is a messenger RNA of Fusarium sp. VM40, 2523 nucleotides long. The record is from the annotation of a GenBank genome assembly. Lineage: Eukaryota; Fungi; Ascomycota; Sordariomycetes; Hypocreales; Nectriaceae.